CGUCACACUACUGUCACUUUCUUAAAAAAUAUGAAAAAGAAAGUUGAUAGCUGAUAGCAGUUUGAUAGGGCUCUUGUUUUGUUUAAAUCGAAAAGUUAGACGUUAAUUAUUAAUUAAAGGACAUGACCACGUAAUUAUCAAAACGUUCUCACAUAUAAAAAGCAUAAAAUGACGACCGAAGAGAAAUUUAAUGCUGCUGUAAAUGUUAUUCGCAGUUUGCCGAAAAAUGGUUCAUAUCAACCCAGCAAUGAGCUCAUGUUACGUUUUUAUGCCUAUUUUAAACAGGCCACCCAGGGCCCAUGUUCUGGUUCCAGACCAGCCUUUUGGGAUAUUGUUGGACGUGCUAAAUAUGAUGCCUGGAAAAAGCUGGGAGAUAUGUCCAAAAAUGUAGCCAUGGCUAAAUACGUUGAUGAACUUCAUUCAAUUGUAGAAACCAUGAGUUAUUCAGAUAAGGUAGCAAACUUUUUGGAAGCACCUACAAAUGAGCUAGAUUCUAUAAAUUUUGACGACUUAGAACUGGUAGCAGGAGAUGUUUUACAACGUGUAAGAUCUUCUCCAAACUCUCCACUAGCUUCUAGAGAAGGAUCACCCAUAAAAAUACUAGCUAGUCUAUCUUCUUCACGUUCAGUUUCUCCUAAUAUACUCUCUGAAGAGUCUGAUGAUGAAUAUAUCGACACACAAGAGAAUCCAGAACCCAAAAGAAUGAUUCAGGAGCCCCCAGUCAUUUCAAAUGGAUAUGCAGGCCAUGUCAGUCAUAGACCUACACCUCAGAUAGUGUCAACUGAUAUUUCCCAAGAAAUAUCCAGAACUGUGAUGUGUUUAAAAGCUGAUCUUGAUAGGCUGAGUAGUCAGGUUAAAGCUUUAGAGCAAUCUCAAAAAGUCAAAAGAAAAAGUAUGAGUAAACAAUGGUUAAUUAUUAUGAUUAUAUGGCCAAUUAUAGCUAGCUAUAUUGUAAAUAAAAUGAUGAGAAAAGUGAAUUAAAAAAAUUAAUAAUGUGCAGUUAUAAUACAUAUAUCAGAAUGAUGUGGUGAUUGGAGCUAGUCAGGAGAUACAUAAAGGCAUUCAGAAACAAAGGAUGUAACUAUAAAAUAUUUCUUUAGGUAAUAUUAUGUUUUGUUUAGUCUCUUAUGGUUCAAAUUUUUUUUUAUGUACGCGUCUGGGAAUUAAAAUAAAAUGUCGAGUCGACAUUUAAGGUUUUAUCUUUGAUGUUAUUUUUAUAUUUUAAAUAAAUUUAUUUAUACAAAAUGUACUAUGUAUGUAUAUAUAGUGUGGUUCGGAAAUUAAAUAUGGUUUAUUUACAUAA
Messenger RNA from Sitophilus oryzae (rice weevil), 1303 nucleotides. RefSeq names its product acyl-CoA-binding domain-containing protein 5. The coding region runs from base 169 to 981 and encodes 270 amino acids. The transcript is spliced from 5 exons. Gene Ontology annotation, molecular function: fatty-acyl-CoA binding. The record is from RefSeq and is a predicted model, not a curated record. Gene Ontology annotation, biological process: fatty acid metabolic process. Lineage: Eukaryota; Metazoa; Arthropoda; Insecta; Coleoptera; Curculionidae.